Messenger RNA from Hordeum vulgare subsp. vulgare (domesticated barley), 1963 nucleotides. Its product is annotated as E3 ubiquitin-protein ligase RNF14-like. The transcript has 7 exons. Gene Ontology annotation, molecular function: ubiquitin protein ligase activity; zinc ion binding; ubiquitin conjugating enzyme binding. The record is from RefSeq and is a predicted model, not a curated record. Gene Ontology annotation, cellular component: ubiquitin ligase complex; cytoplasm. NCBI's taxonomy places the organism in Eukaryota, Viridiplantae, Streptophyta, Magnoliopsida, Poales, Poaceae. Bases 96 to 1775 code for a protein of 559 amino acids. Gene Ontology annotation, biological process: ubiquitin-dependent protein catabolic process; positive regulation of proteasomal ubiquitin-dependent protein catabolic process; protein polyubiquitination.
ACCAAAUCGGGGCGAGAGCACACACCAAACCCCUCCGUAGUACGCGCACCAUACCAACUACCAAGGCCGCUCCGGCCGCCACCCGCGACCCGCUUAUGGAGAGCCCUCACGGCGGCUCCCUCGGAGAAGGCGGCGCCCUCUCGCCGCCGGCGGAGUCGGUGAGGAUGCUGCACGAGAUGGCGCUCCGGGACGGCAAGGAGGGGGAGGAGCCCGAUCUGCCCGACGAGCAGCUGCGCUCCAACGACCAGCUCCAGCAAGAUGAGAUGCUGGCACUGGAGGCAAUUUAUGGAGGCAAUUUAAACGGUUUUGGUGAAAAUUCUGCACCACGGUAUUUCCAGAUAUAUGUGUAUUGCGAAAUCCCAGAUGGUAUCACUGUGUCGGUGGAACUUCUCCAGGCUGUUGAUGAUCACCCAAACAACCGGUUCUUUGAGAAAUUCAGUGUCGAGCACUUGGCUCCAAUAUCACUGACAUGCCUUAUGCCUCCAUCUUACCCGAGCCAUCACUCUCCAUACUUUACUCUCGCAGUAAAAUGGUUGGAUAGUGUGAAGAUUUCCUCCCUCUGUGGCAUGCUCGACUCGCUCUGGGCGCAGCAACCUGGACAUGAAGUUGUUUUUGAGUGGGUGCAAUGGCUGCAGAGCUCUAUGCUCUCUCAUCUUGGUUUUGAUGACGGAAUAGUAAUACGGGAGUCUGAUAGUACCAUGGAUCAUGUGGAUGUUCGCGUUGUUGGAGAGAUUCUGCCUGUAGAGGAUGUUGUUCAACAGUUGAUCAGCUACAAUGAAGAGCAAUGCCAAGAAUCGUUUCUCCAUGACUUUCAUGUUUGCAUGGUCUGUUUCAGUGAGUACAAAGGCAUCGACUUCAUAAAACUUCCAUGUCUUCAUUACUUUUGCCGGAAUUGCAUGGAGACAUACUCACGGAUGCAUGUGAAGGAAGGAUCAGUAAUGAAAAUUGUGUGCCCUGAUGACAAAUGUGGAGGUUUUGUUCCUCCUAAUCUACUACAGAUGUUGCUAGGAGAGGCAGAUUUUGAAAGGUGGGAAAGAUUGAUACUUCAAAGGACUCUAGAUGCAAUGGCUGAUGUAGCCUACUGUCCAAGAUGUCAGACAGCUUGCCUGGAAGAUGAGGACAACGCCCAGUGCCCCAAGUGCUUCUUCAGCUUCUGCACCCGCUGCAGAGAUCGUCGUCACAUAGGGGAGAGAUGCCUUACUGCAGAAGAAAAACUUCUCUCCUUGCAGGAACGUGAAAAGGCACGCCACUUAAACAAAGUCGAUACUGGACCUAGUAAAUUGGUGAACGAAUUAUCUAGCAUCAAGGAAAUACUUCGUUCUUGUGUUCCAUGUCCGCAUUGUGGUACCGGCAUCACACGUGUGUCAGGCUGCAACCACAUGGUAUGUAGGAACUGUGGUAAGUUGUUCUGCUAUGGUUGUGGCAAGCCACUAACUCCUGCUCAUACAAGUGAACAAUGCAGUAUCGAUUAUGAGAAGCGGACAGCGAAGGUGGAUUUGGUUGACACUAUCAAAGAGCUACAGAAAAAACUGAAUGUGGGAGGAUACAAACCGCAUCCAUGCCCGAAUUGCCACCUGAUAACUUACAAGCUGGGAAACAACAACCACGUCUUCUGCGAGGGAUGCCAGGUUCAUCACUGUGCUCUGUGCCGGAAGGUGGUGCGGAAGAGCUCGGAGCACUAUGGCCCUCGAGGGUGCAAGCAGCACACUGCCGACCUCGAGAUCACUCAGACUAGAUCAAAGAAGAACGAUGAUUCUCAAUCAGAAUCCUUGUAAGGAUAUCACAGGGCAGGAAUUUGUUUCGGCUACGGUGAAGCCGUUCCUCAUUUAGAAGUACUAUAUGGUUUCAGUUCUCAAGUAGGCGCCGGCAGUUUCAUUUUUACCGAGCAUGUCAUCGAUGAUUAGUGAAUCUAUGAACCCUGAGAAUCAUUUUAUUUAUGUUAAGAAAAAACAGUUAUGAAAAA